Molecule: messenger RNA, 1516 nt
Organism: Vitrella brassicaformis
Lineage: Eukaryota; Vitrellaceae
Source: the annotation of a GenBank genome assembly
GAGGAAAAAAAGCGAGUGGAUAGCGUUGUUGAGUGUUGGGUGACUCAUCGAUAGCUUAGAUGAGUCACUUCAGCCGGCCGCCAGCCUCGUCAGCAUUGGUGCCGCAGGGCAGCGGCAGGAGGAAAGGCAGGACGCGCGCAGACAUCACAGAGGAACAGAAAAGCGUCAGCAACGACACCACACCCGCUGCAACCAUGGCGUGGCCUGCAGACUCAUGGAAUGGACGGGUGUGCAUCAUGUUUUAUCCAAUGCAGGAGAUCAAGGAGGCGUUUGAUCUGUUCGACACGGACAAGAGCGGCAAAAUCGACUACCACGAGCUCAAAGUAAGCGUACACAGGGAGAGUGUGAAUGCAUCCCAUCCCAUCCGAGCCAGCCAGCCAGCCAUUCGUUGGUUUUGUUGGCUGGUGGUUCGUUCGUGUCAGGUAGCGAUGCGUUCGUUGGGUUUUGAGGUCAAGAAGGCUGACGUGUUGGAGCUCAUGAAGGAGUAUGACAAGACGGGCAGCGGACAGAUCGACUACAACGACUUUCUGGAAAUAAGUGAGGCAGCUGCCUGCACACAAGACACGCCAGGCUGACGCGACGAUUGAUGCCCUCCCUUUUCGUCUUGCAUGUGCAGUGACGACCAAGACAGCCGAGAGGGAUCCGAACGAGGAGAUCCGCAAGGCGUUCAAACUCUUCGACGACGAUAACACAAGUAGGGCGACGGAGAUGCGGCUGCAUACAGUGCCUACCUAUGGGAUGGGUGUGUUUGUGUCUGCUGCAGACCGCAUAUCGCUCAAGAACCUCCGGCGUGUCGCUAGGGAACUGGUGGGAGGGGGUGGGUGGGUGCGCACAGGAUACACACAAGGGGGAGGGAGGCAUCUUGUCUGUCUGAUCGAUCAAUGCAUUGGAUGGGAUGGCUGCUGGGUGGAUGGGAUUGGAUGGAUGGAUGGGUCGAUACAUGCAUGUGUGGUGUGCACUCUGUGGAUGUCAUGUGAUGUGAUGUGUUAGGGUGAGAACUUGUCCGAUGACGAGCUGCAGGCCAUGAUAGACGAGUUCGACAAAGACAUGGACGGCGAAAGUAAGACCGAUCCAAUCCACACACAUGAAAAGUGGCUGUUUGCCCAACUCGCUGUGUGUGUGUGUGUGUGUUUUGGUUCAUUCAGUCAACGAGGAGGAGUUCCUCUCUAUCAUGAAGCAGACCAGCCUCUAUUGAAUGCACACAGCCAGCGGGGCUGGGCUGAGUAGAUAGAUGGAUGGAUAGCUGAAUGGAUGGAUGGAUGGAUGGCUGACAGGUCGACAGGUGGGUGUGCAUGUGCGUCAUGUGGUGUGUAUGUAUUUGUACGUACAAGGAAGGCUUGUGUAGACAGACAGACAUACACACACACAUACAUGUGUGAUUUCAUCUAUUCAUUCUGACUGACAAGAGUGCAUUGCAUUGCAUGUCGGUCUGCGGCGAACUCACUUGGUGCGUACGUAUGGAUAUGCUGUGCUGUGUGCAGUCAUUCAUUCACUCUUGUGUAAGUAAGUAGCCACG